UUGAACGAGUGCUGCGUGGAGGUCCUGGUCACCACCUUCAGGGACACCAUCCUGGCCGAGUGUCCACAGAUGAUCAAGAACAACGAGACCGAUAAGCUCAAGCUGAUGUUUAAACUGAUGAAUCGUGUACCGGACGGCAUCCAGCCUAUGCUCGACGCGAUGGAGGAGCACAUCGUGUCGGCAGGGCUAGCAGACAUGGUGGCCGCCGCCGACACCAUAACGCAGGACUCGGAGCAGUACGUAGAGAAGCUGCUCGACCUCUUCCAGCGGUUCAGUCGCCUUGUGAGCGAGGCGUUUGACGAAGACCCGCACUUCCUCACGGCCCGAGACAAGGCUUACAAACAGGUGGUGAACGACACACAAGUCUUCAAGCUGGAACUGCCUAGCAAAACGCGACAUUUGAAAUUUGGCGCGUGCGGCGAUCCCGGAUACGGCGCAGGGCGCUGUUUGGGCCCGGCCGUAGUGAAGGGGUUAAAUAUGAAGGGCAUCGGGAACAAGACGCAGCCUGAGUCGAAGUGCCCCGAGCUGCUGGCCAACUACUGUGAUAUGCUGCUACGCAAGACGCCGCUCAGCAAGAAACUCACUGCCGACGAGAUAGAGAGCAAACUGAAGGACGUGCUGUUGGUCCUCAAGUACGUCAGCAACAAGGAUGUCUUCAUGAGGUACCACAAGGCCCACCUCACCCGGCGCCUCAUUCUCGACACCUCGGCCGACUCGGAGAAGGAGGAGAACAUGGUGGAGUGGCUACGAGAGGUGGGCAUGCCGGCAGACUACGUUAACAAGCUGGCGCGCAUGUUCCAGGAUAUCAAGGUGUCGGAGGACCUCAACCAGCAGUUCAAGGAGACCAUCCGCACCACCACGAAGUCCAGUGUGGCGGGUGAGUGCGCUUGGCAACCACACAUCCACAUUCACAUACAGUUGUGCCUUAACAUCUGCCAGGGUUAGAUAACAGACCUGCGAAUGUUGAAAAUGUCUUUUUUUUCUUUUUUCCCUUGUACUUGCUGCUAAUAGUUCAUGUUUAAAUGUCUAACUGGCUGUGUACCAAUAUUAUUCUUUCUUGUUUAUGAGUAGAAAAGUCAAAAUCAGUUUAAUGGAAUGGUGCACACACACACACACACACACACACACACACACACACUCACUAUAUGCAAGGCUCUGUGUUGGCCCCAAUUAUGUUUGCAGCAUAUGUUAAUGAUAUGAUAGAAGGAGUGGAUAGCUAUAUGAGUCUGUUUGCCGAUGACGCUAAGAUAAUGAGAAGAGUGGAAAAAGAGGAGGACUGCUUGCUGCUCCAGAGAGACCUGGACACAGUGUGGGAGUGGAGCAGGAAGUGGGAAAUGGAUUCUAACACCAAAAAGUGCAGUGUUAUUGGAUUUGGAAAGAGUGGAAGGAGAGUAGAGGGACAUUAUAAGUUGGGUAAGGAUAAGUUAGACAAGAAGACAGAAGAAAGGACCUUGGAGUGAUGAUCACAGAAAACUUGUCUCCAGAAAGACUUGUGAAUAAAAUAUCAGCUGAGACACAACCUGCUGAGGAACAUCAGAGCAGUGUUCACAUACCUUGAUGAGGACAUGGUAAGGAAAUUAAUUGUGACCUUGAUACGCCCUAGACUAGUAUAUGCAUCAGUGGCUU
Eriocheir sinensis (Chinese mitten crab) is the source of this 1626-nucleotide messenger RNA. It is a transcript of the gene Cul5, whose product is annotated as cullin-5-like. NCBI's taxonomy places the organism in Eukaryota, Metazoa, Arthropoda, Malacostraca, Decapoda, Varunidae. The record is from RefSeq and is a predicted model, not a curated record. Gene Ontology annotation, molecular function: ubiquitin protein ligase binding. Gene Ontology annotation, cellular component: SCF ubiquitin ligase complex; Cul5-RING ubiquitin ligase complex. Gene Ontology annotation, biological process: protein ubiquitination; SCF-dependent proteasomal ubiquitin-dependent protein catabolic process.